AUGCCCCGUGAUGUUCAGGGCCCAGUGCUUGGUCUUACAGGAGUUCCAGAUGUCACAGGCAGUGUUUCUUCGUCCCAAACCCUAAGUCAGUCCUAUUUUGGUCAGGAAGGAAUGUUGAUGCUGCCUGCUCCAGGUGUACCUUUCGCAGCUUCAGCUUCUGCUGUCAUACCAUCUAGCUCAUCCAAAGGAAAGGAAAAGGUUGUUGACUCAGUGUCGCCUGGAGGGACGAAUCCAACAUUCCAGGUUGGCCAGGUUGCAGGGUUGCCUCUCAGUUCAUCUCAAGUUCCUUUGGCAAUCAAGGAAAAUGCUGUUGUGUCCGACGUGAUUUCGCCAAAUUUACGGCCUCCUGUUUCAUCUAUUGCACCUUUGCUUUCUGUUGCUGAUGUGAAAGGAAAAGGAACAGGUCCAGGGGCGACUGUUGUGGCAGCUCCUUUUACCAUUGCAGAUCCUUUGAAGGUCUCUAAUAUCCAAUCAGUUGGUGCUAUGAAAGGUGCAGUGGGGACUCCUGGAACUCGGAGUGAUGGUAUGGAUGUGAUGAGUUCUACUAGCCAGGGAGUACAUGGAUUGUCAUCCAUUGCUGGGCUGGGUUUUGAAACUCCUCAGAGUAAAAUCAGCAAGUCAUCUUCGGCAGUUUCGCCUUUGUCUUCAAGGAGUCUGCAGGAUGAUGAGCAAACAGAAAGUUCGUCCCCUUUUUCGCUUGCUGACCAAGAUUCACACCAGGCACCUGGGAAGCCUUCUGCUGCUAAGCGUCGCCUGUAUGAAUCUUAG
Molecule: messenger RNA, 768 nt
Organism: Linum trigynum
Lineage: Eukaryota; Viridiplantae; Streptophyta; Magnoliopsida; Malpighiales; Linaceae
Source: the annotation of a GenBank genome assembly